Molecule: messenger RNA, 1033 nt
Organism: Haliotis rubra (blacklip abalone)
Lineage: Eukaryota; Metazoa; Mollusca; Gastropoda; Lepetellida; Haliotidae
Product: electron transfer flavoprotein subunit beta-like
Exons: 7
Coding region: 49-822 (257 amino acids)
Cellular component (GO): cytosol
Molecular function (GO): electron transfer activity
Source: RefSeq, a predicted model, not a curated record
AGUUUCGCACACAGGUGCAAAGUUCACACAAGGGUUGAUCUGUUGACCAUGUCGGGAUUAAGGGUUAUCGUGGGCUGUAAACGUGUGAUCGACUAUGCUGUCAAGAUCCGUGUCAAGCCUGACAAGACCGGUGUGGUCACAGAAGGGGUGAAGCACAGCAUGAACCCCUUUGAUGAGAUCGCUGUGGAGGAAGCCAUCAGGAUGAAGGAGAAGAAGAUCGCCAGUGAGGUUAUCGCAGUGUCCUGUGGUCCUACUCAGUGUCAGGAGACGCUGCGGACCGCCAUGGCAAUGGGGGCGGACAAGGCUAUCCACGUGGAGCUGGACGCCAAGCAGACCGAAACGAUCCAACCCCUUCAUGUUGCCAAAAUAUUGGCCAAGAUAUCCCAGGAGGAGAAGGCAGAUGUCGUCAUUGUUGGCAAACAGGCUAUAGAUGGUGACUAUAACCAGACUGGACAGAUGACUGCUGCCCUGCUGGACUGGCCACAGGCAACAUUUGCGUCGGAGAUCACCAAGAACAACGGGGACCUGACUGUCACACGGGAAGUAGAUGGUGGCCUGGAAACAAUCAAAGUGAAACUCCCGGCAGUCAUCACCGCAGAUCUACGUCUUAAUGAACCUCGAUAUGCCACACUCCCCAAUAUCAUGAAAGCCAAAAAGAAGCCGCUAGCCAAGAAGAAGGCAAGUGACUAUGGGGUGGACGUGACCCCAUCACACCAGAUCCUGUCGGUGGAGGACCCCCCUGUGCGGGAGGCAGGGCAGAAGCUGGAGACCACAGAGGACCUGGUUGGCAAGCUAAGGGAAGCAGGGCUGCUACCUUCAUGAUGACUGGAAGAUCCUCGCCAUCAUAGAAUUGUAUGAAUGUAACCAAGAAGAGUUGUCUCCUUUGAUAACAGGUGGAUAAUAGGACACUGCCAGUGGUUGCGCUCUGUGUGUAUGUUGCCAUGGAUAGUCUGUAAUUACUGUGUAAAGUAUGUAAUAAUGAUUGUGUUGAUGACAGUUUUGAGUGUGACAAAUUAAAUAUUUAGAACAUUGA